Molecule: messenger RNA, 393 nt
Organism: Vairimorpha ceranae
Lineage: Eukaryota; Fungi; Microsporidia; Nosematidae
Exons: 1
Coding region: 1-393 (130 amino acids)
Source: RefSeq, a predicted model, not a curated record
AUGGAAGAACUUUAUAGCAAUGAUAUUACAGAAAUUAAGACUGAAAUAACUGUUACAGAGGAUAAAAAAAAUAUUGAUUUUUUUAUAGUAAAGUUAGAAUUACUACAAAUAUAUCUUUUGUGUUAUACUUUAUACAAGGAAAAUUAUAAUGAAGAUAUUUUGGAAAAACUUAUUCGGAUAACAAAUUUACUUAAAAAAUGUAAAAUUAUAGAAGAACACAUUGACAUAUUAAAUACCAUAAAGGAAGAAGAGCCAGAAAGACGAAUUUUAGAAAAUGUUAUGAAAAAAAAAUCUAAAAAAAGUAAAGGAAAUAAUCCUCGUAAAAAAUUUAAAAAUCGAAAUGAACAAAUGGCUGAUAAAUGCAAUAAAAAGUACGAUGGAAAAAUAAAUUAA